Penicillium samsonianum is the source of this 5727-nucleotide messenger RNA. RefSeq names its product DNA-binding ATPase. The coding region runs from base 1 to 5727 and encodes 1908 amino acids. The record is from RefSeq and is a predicted model, not a curated record. Gene Ontology annotation, molecular function: ATP binding; ATP hydrolysis activity; ATP-dependent chromatin remodeler activity. Lineage: Eukaryota; Fungi; Ascomycota; Eurotiomycetes; Eurotiales; Aspergillaceae. The transcript has 4 exons.
AUGGCUUCCCGACUCGAUCGCCUCGUCACGCUACUCGAGACGGGCAGUACUCAGUUGAUUCGUAAUACUGCUGCUCAGCAGCUUGCAGAUGUGCAGAAACAGCAUCCAGAUGAACUGUUUAAUCUACUCGGGCGCAUCCUGCCUUACCUCAGAUCCAAGUCCUGGGACACAAGGACAGCUUCUGCCAAAGCUAUUGGAUUGAUUGUCUCUAACGCAGAUAUUUAUGAUCCAAACGAGGACGAUGGACUCCAGAUCAAGUCUGCAGCAGACGAAGAUGAUGUCGAGAUCAAGUCCGAGGUCAAAUCUGAAGAGCCAAUCCUGGCCGAUGAUUUCCUCAAACUCGACACCUUGGACAUCCCUUCCGUAUUAAAAUACGGUAAGCGGCUGCUCGGCAGUGCGGGCAAGGAGUAUGAGUACUCCCUCGCGUCCAUGGAACCAGCUGCACGCCUACAGCACCAAAAGAAGACUUUGACUUCGCGGCUGGGUCUUGAAGGUGAAUACCUCGAAGAAGACUUGAUCGAGGAUAUCGAAUUGGCUCCUAAAGUGGUAACUCCUGCCCCAAAGCAUGAGCCGAUUAUUCUGCCAAUCUCUCAUCAUAACAGUCUGCAUGAAGCUCACUCCCGCCGGCCCUCCUCGCCCAUUGAAAGUGCGACGAAGGAGGACGGGGGGCUGAGCAAGCGACAGCUCAAUCAGCUCAAGCGGAAAAACAAGCAGAAUGCCAAGAUGGGGGCCAACAAAGUCCGUGUCGUGGAUCUGUCUUCUCGUCGACAGUCCGAUAUUGCCACAACCCCUGUGGCCACAACUCCCUAUCCCGUCAAAGAAGAGAACGGAGAUGAUCAGAACGGCGAGACAAAACCCGAUUACUUUUCCUUAGAACGCACUGAAGAAGAUGAUGAUUCUAAGCUUGUUACUGAAUUCAAAGGAGCUGCCGCUCCAGAGCGACCCCAUAUCCAGCCAGAUAUUGUGGAGCAGGGUGCAGGAUGGCCUCUGGAACACAUGUGUGAAUUCCUAACUAUGGACAUCUUUGAUUCCAACUGGGAAGUUCGACAUGGUGCCGCAAUGGCCCUGCGUGAAGUCAUCAGGGUUCAGGGUGUGGCAGCUGGCCGCCUGGAUGGAAAAAGUCGCACAGAAAACGAUGCACUCAACCGCCGGUGGCUGGAUGACCUCUCAUGUCGUCUACUCUGCGUUCUGAUGCUUGACCGAUUUGGUGAUUACAUUUCAGAUAAUGUGGUUGCCCCAAUUCGCGAAACCGUGGGCCAGACUCUCGGUGCUCUUCUCUCACACCUACACCCGAACUCAGUCCGAGCGGUCUACCGAUGCCUAUACCGGAUCAUAAUGCAGACCGACCUGGGAUUGGAUCGUCCCGUAUGGGAGGUCUGCCAUGGUGGUAUGAUCGGGCUGCGAUACCUCGUCGCAGUUCGAAAGGACUUGCUUGUCAAUGAUUCCAACAUGAUGGAUGGCGUCCUGGAAGCUGUCAUGAAAGGCCUCGCUGAUUAUGAUGAUGAUGUCAGGGCUGUUAGCGCAGCUACACUUGUUCCCAUUGCAGAGGAGUUUGUGUCAUCCCGGACUGGCACUCUUGGCCCUUUGAUGAACAUCGUCUGGGACUGUCUCUCUAAUCUGCAGGACGAUCUUAGUGCCAGUACAGGAUCUGUGAUGGACCUUUUGGCCAAGCUGUGCACAUUCUCUCAAGUUCUGGAUGCUAUGAAGGCUAACGCUGCAGAUGACCCGGAAGCGUCAUUUGGCAAACUUGUCCCCCGCCUCUACCCAUUCCUCCGCCAUACCAUCACCAGCGUUCGCUCGGCUGUCCUUCGGGCUCUCAUGACAUUCUUGAAGCUGGAGGGCGAGGGCACCACAGAUUGGGUAGAUGGCAAGGCGUUGCGCUUGAUUUUCCAAAACCUUCUCGUGGAGCGCAACGAGGGUGUUUUGAAAUUGUCUGGCCAAGUGUGGUCUGAACUCCUCAACGUUGUUGAGCUGCGCGGUUCGUUCAAAUCCGAAGAGGAGUUAUCGGACUCCAUCCAGCCUCUUGUUACUCUGACUCUGGGCGCUUUCGGCGUUCCCCGGUACCCCAUCCCCAUGAACGCCUCGCUCUUUAUUAAACCGUCUGGUCUGCCAUUCUCCGCCGCUCUGCCGGCUCCCACUCCGUCCAAAGGCUCUCCCCCUGCUUCUGUUCCGGGUGGGGCUGAGGUCAAGGUGGGACGGAGGCGCAAAUCGGAGAAGAAAGAAAAAGAACCGCCUCCGCCCUCAGCUCACAACGUGGACGGACACAUGCUUUCCGGUGAUAUCGACCUCGUUGGUGCAGACACCAUGUUGAGAUCCAAGAUUUACGCCGCGAAGGCGUUAGGCGAGCUGAUAUCUUUCUGGGACAAGAAUGAACUACCAAGCCUUUGGCCGGCAAUUUUGGAUGGUCUUAAUGUUUCUGCUUCCACAACGCAGCUUGCCUCGGCCAUGGUCAUGGAAGAGUAUGCUCGCCAAUCCGGACCAGAGAGCAAAUAUCGCUCGUCUCUGUGUGACCGUCUUCGACCAAUUCUCGAAGGCGAGCGCCCAUCCUGGUAUGCGGACAUCGCGUGCUACCUUCAUGUCGCGCGCUCCCAGUGCCAUUCAUUGUUGAAUACUUUCCGGGAUCAUGCGCAUGUGGCACCUUCUCGGCUACCAACCUUGGCUGUGGUCGUUCAGGGAGACUCGGAAGCCGGGCCUAAUGCAUUUUCCUUAGCGGACGCUGAGAAGAUCGUUGGUCCUGACUUUGAUCGACUGAAGAAAAACCUCACACCGGCCCAACGAAUCACUGCUACCCAAGUAUUGAAUGACACUCGUACCACUGCACAAUCCGCCGUUGAAGAAGCACGACUGAUGAGAGAACAGCGGGACAUGCGUGUUCUAGCUGCCACUGCUGGUGCCCUGGUCGCGUUGCGGGAUAUCCCCAAGAAACCUGGCCACAUCAUCAAGGGCAUGAUGGACAGUAUCAAAAAAGAGGAGAAUGUAGAACUUCAGCAGCGCUCUGCGACAGCAGUGGCAGGGCUCAUCGAACAUUACACAGCCUCCACGAAGCGUGGACCAGUGGACAAAAUCAUUGGAAACUUGGUCAAAUAUUGCUGUGUGGACACUUCUGAGACGCCCGAAUUCCCGCACAAUGUGCAAUUGGAGAAAACAAUCUUAUCGCUACGCAAAGAAGAAGACCGACGCGACCAUCCAGACGCGGCCAAAUUCGAAAGGGAGGCAAGAGAGGCACGGAUUAUGCGUCGGGGUGCUAAGGAUGCGCUGGAGCAGCUGGCAGUCAAGUUCGGUGCCGAGCUUUUGGAGAAGGUUCCGAAUCUCGCAAAAUUGGUUGAACGGCCAUUGAGAGAUGCUUUGGCAGAAGAUGAACUUCCCGAGGACAUCACCGACCCAGCGAAUGAACUUGGCCAAGAAAUUGUGGAUGGUCUGUCCACAUUGCGGGCUCUGUUGCCGAAGUUCGAUCCGGGUCUCCACGAAUGGGUUAUCGACCUUAUGCCGAUUAUCGCCAAGGGUUUGCAGUGCCGACUUUCUGUCAUUCGCUACGCAGCCGCCAAAUGUUUCGCUACAAUUUGUAGUGUCAUCACCGUCAAGGGCAUGACGAUGCUGGUUGAAAAGGUCUUACCAAUUAUCAACAAUGGGUUGGAUGUCAAUCACCGCCAGGGUGCGAUUGAGUGCAUCUAUCAUUUGAUCCAUGUCAUGGAAGAUGGAAUCCUCCCCUAUGUCAUCUUCCUGGUAGUUCCUGUCCUUGGCCGUAUGAGCGACUCCGACAACGAUGUGCGUCUUCUAGCAACAACAUCGUUUGCCACCCUUGUCAAACUGGUUCCCCUGGAGGCCGGUAUCCCCGACCCUCCUGGCUUCUCAGAAGAGUUGCUCGAGGGCCGUGAUCGAGAGAGGAAGUUCAUGUCCCAGAUGCUGGACGUGCGUAAAGUCGAGCCAUUCGAAAUUCCAGUCGCGAUCAAGGCUGAGCUCCGACCUUACCAGCAGGAUGGUGUCAACUGGCUUGCUUUCCUCAACCGCUACAAUCUCCAUGGUAUUCUUUGUGACGAUAUGGGUCUUGGCAAGACCCUGCAGACCAUUUGCAUCGUGGCAAGUGACCACCAUAUGCGAGCGGAGGAGUUCGCCAAGAGUCAAUCGACAGACUCUCGAAAAUUGCCUUCUUUGAUUGUCUGUCCACCUUCUCUUUCUGGACAUUGGCAGCAGGAAGUCAAGCAGUAUGCUCCAUUCCUCAGUUGCAUUGCAUAUGUCGGCCCUCCCGCUGAACGGACGCGACUUCAGCCCCUGCUGGCUACCACAGAUGUCAUUGUAACUUCCUACGAUGUUUGCCGCAAUGACAACGAUAUUCUCUGCCCUAUCAACUUCAACUACUGCGUACUCGACGAGGGUCAUCUUAUCAAGAACCCCAAGGCCAAGAUCACGUCUUCAGUUAAAAAGUUAGCCAGCAACCACCGUCUGAUCUUGUCUGGUACUCCAAUCCAGAACAACGUUCUCGAACUGUGGUCGCUGUUUGACUUCUUGAUGCCCGGUUUCUUGGGAACAGAGAAGGUCUUCUUGGAUCGGUUUGCCAAGCCCAUUGCAGCGAGCCGUUUCAGCAAAUCCUCUUCCAAGGAACAAGAGGCAGGUGCUUUAGCAAUCGAGGCACUGCACAAGCAGGUCCUGCCAUUCCUACUCCGUCGUCUGAAAGAGGAAGUCUUGAAUGACCUCCCUCCCAAGAUUAUUCAGAACUACUACUGCGAUCCGAGUGAACUGCAGAAGAAACUGUUUGAGGACUUCUCCAAGAAGGAGCAGAAGGAGUUGGCAGACAAGGUGGGCAGCGCAGACCGAGGCGAUAAAGAGCAUAUCUUCCAGGCGCUUCAAUACAUGCGACGUCUGUGUAACUCUCCUGCCUUGGUUGUCAAGGAAGGCCACAAGCAGUACAACGAGGUGCAAACCUUCCUGACUGCCAAGCGGUCGAACAUCAGAGAUCUUACCCACGCGCCCAAGCUAAACGCUUUGAAAGAUUUGCUGGUGGAUUGCGGCAUUGGCCUUGACCACACAGCAGAGGGUGAACUGGAUACAGGCGCAAGCUAUGUCAGCCCCCACCGCGCCCUUGUGUUCUGUCAGAUGAAGGAGAUGCUGGACAUUGUACAGAACGAUGUCCUUAAGAAACUCCUCCCAUCCGUUCAAUACCUUCGCCUGGAUGGAGGUGUGGAAGCAACUAAGCGCCAGGAUAUCGUUAACCGAUUCAACACCGACCCCAGUUAUGACGUCUUACUCUUGACCACCAGUGUUGGUGGAUUGGGUCUUAACCUUACGGGUGCAGACACCGUCAUUUUCGUGGAGCACGACUGGAACCCGCAGAAAGAUAUCCAGGCUAUGGAUCGUGCCCAUCGUAUCGGUCAAAAGAAGGUUGUCAACGUGUACCGUUUGAUCACGCGAGGUACCCUGGAGGAGAAGAUCCUGAACUUGCAACGAUUCAAGAUCGACGUCGCCUCCACCGUGGUCAAUCAACAGAACGCCGGGCUCGGAACAAUGGACACAGACCAACUGCUUGACCUGUUCAAUCUCAGCGAAACGGCAGACACAGCCGAGAAGCCAAGCGAUACAGCCGGCAACGAAGUCGAUAUGGUUGAUAUUGACGGCGAGGUCAAGGAGAAGGGCAAGAAGGGCUGGCUAGACGAUCUGGGCGAGCUCUGGGAUGACCGUCAGUACCAGGAAGAAUACAACCUGGAUUCUUUCCUGGAAACCAUGAAGAACUGA